Molecule: messenger RNA, 231 nt
Organism: Prorocentrum cordatum
Lineage: Eukaryota; Dinophyceae; Prorocentrales; Prorocentraceae
Source: the annotation of a GenBank genome assembly
CACGUCGGCAUAGCCGAGGCCGCGCGCGAGACCAACGCGGGCCAAAGUGGAGGCGCCAUCCGCGAUGCGUGCGCGGAGAUCCCCCCGCCUGGCCCCGAGCGCACGACGGAGCGCGAGAGCCCGUGGAACCAUGGGCCGGCGCAGCUGCGACGACGGGGCCAGCUGCGCAGCGAAGGUGAUGACGCGCAGAAGACGGAGCAUGAGGAUGUCAAGCAGCAGCCCGCGGCCGCG